Molecule: messenger RNA, 1370 nt
Organism: Papilio machaon (common yellow swallowtail)
Lineage: Eukaryota; Metazoa; Arthropoda; Insecta; Lepidoptera; Papilionidae
Exons: 6
Coding region: 84-1370 (428 amino acids)
Source: RefSeq, a predicted model, not a curated record
UACAUGUAUUAAAAUGCUUAAAGUGAUUGACUAAUAGUAACUGAAUAUUUAAUAAUAUUAGAUAAUAAUACUAGUAAUACUAGAUGAUACAUGAAAGUAAGCGCCAGUUGACAGAGAUCUUGAGAAGCACAAUAAUGUCGAAUAUAGAAACCCGUAACGAUGUUAUUGAAGACAAUAAUAAUUCUGUUUUUGAGAAAUCAAAGUUGAUAAAAGACAUUUCUAUUAAUAAAGAAAAAAUAUCAAUAAAUAUACCAGACAUAAAUUUUGUUGACAAAAAAUAUGAAAUAAACGGUAAAAUAUUCAAUGAGGCACAAUUUAAAGAUCAUGAGAAAUAUUUAAGAUUCGAAAUUAUUGAUUCAAAAAUGGCAUCGGACGACGCAUCUAUAGAUUUAACAGAACAAUCUGAAUCUUCAUCUAGCACACCAUUAUCUUUGGGGAUACAAAAAGUGCCUAACGGUGUGAUUAUAAACUCGAACGUAUAUUUAUCCGAUCGUAAUUAUCAUACAAUAGUGAGUUUUGAAGAUGGUAGGGGAUAUUGUGGUGUUUGUGAGACUGAUUUCGAAAUAGACUACCAACAACAUAUAAAUAAUGAAGAGCAUAUAAAAAAUUUGAACUCUCAUGUGCCAUUGUGUAAAUAUGAUUUAUGCAUUAUAAGAAAGUUGCAAGAAAAUUAUCACUGCGGUGUUUGUAAUCAAAUUUUUGAUAUAAAAAAAUCUAAAGAACAUUUCGCGUCAAAAUAUCACGAAGAUAAAUUAUUAUUUGCUGUUAAUAGAGUGUCCGAUAUUAUGUACGAUUUAGACAUAUAUAAAGAAAAUAUAGAUUGCUAUCAAUUUAAUGCCAACUCUAUAAAAUAUGUAAAUAAUAUAAAUAAUGAUUUUGAUGGCUUUUAUGAUGCUUCUAAACCAGAAAUUGAUUAUGAAAGCACAGAUGAAAGUAUAUCUGAUAUAGAAGAGAUAGCUAACCCAUUUUCUUAUGCAUCUAUGGCAAAAAAACCACAGAUAACACCGAAAUUUAUUGAGAUAGACAUUGAUGGGGAAAAAAUGAAUGUACGUUUCGAUUCUUGGCAUAUGGUUUUGUCUUUGAAAUCGAAUAAAUAUUAUUGUAUGGUUUGCAAAUUUGAUGGUCAUAUAAGUAUGAAAAUUGACCAUUGUGUGAGCGAAGAACAUAUUUCGAAGUUGAAAAAAUGUACAAUCGUGGAAAAAUAUGUUGGUUUUUUGAUAAGGAAGGUUGACCACAGACUAUAUCACUGUGCGCAUUGCAAUAAUUUACAAUUACUGUCAGAUAUAGAAGAUCAUAUAAGUACAAGACAUCAAAAGAGAAAAAUAAAAAAUGUAACGGAAAAAAAUACAACAUUAAGAAUUGGUGAGUAA